Messenger RNA from Lagopus leucura (white-tailed ptarmigan), 4595 nucleotides. It is a transcript of the gene KLHL21, whose product is annotated as kelch like family member 21. The transcript has 4 exons. The coding region runs from base 383 to 2182 and encodes 599 amino acids. Gene Ontology annotation, biological process: protein ubiquitination. The record is from RefSeq and is a predicted model, not a curated record. Gene Ontology annotation, molecular function: protein binding. Lineage: Eukaryota; Metazoa; Chordata; Aves; Galliformes; Phasianidae.
CCUGCAGGCGACGGCCGGGCUGAGGUGCGGCGCUCCCGGAGCGAUCCGGUGUGCGAAGUUACCAGCUCAGCCUUCGUGCAGAGCUCGUGGGAUCCCUUAAUCCCGUGAAACUUAAACACGGGCUUCUUAAAAUAUAAUUAGCCUAAGCUGGGAAGACUGCUGGCAGCGCCAACGCGUUAUGCAACUGCAGCUCCUCUGUGUCAGGGCAGGAGGAUGUUUCCGAGCCCUGUUUAGUUCAUCCGUUUCCUGGCCGUAGGACGUUUCUCCUUGUGCUGACCUACCUGCUCGUUUCUUUUCUCCCCCUCCCGCCAGCUGCUCGCAGUGCUGAACCCCGGUGUCCCUUCGGGCUGCGACUCGGCGUGCGCCCUCGUCCAGAUACGGCAUGGCAACCAGCGCGGGCGGCGGCGGGACGGCGGCGGCGGCAGCGGGAGAACCGGCACACGCGGUGUCGCUGCUGCGGGGGCUGAGCGCACUGCGGGCGGAGCGGAGCCUGCUGGACGUGACGGUGGUGGCGGGCGGGCGGGAAUUCGGGGCUCACCGCGCCGUCCUGGCCGCGGCCUCCGGCUAUUUUCGCGCCAUGUUCGGCGGGGCGCUGCGGGAGGCGCGGGCGGAGCGGGUGCGGCUGCACGGCGUGGAGCCCGAGUGCCUGUCGCGCCUCCUCGACUUCGCCUACACCGGCCGCGUGGGCGGGCUGGGCCCCGACAUCGCCGAGCGCCUGCUGCGUGCCGCCGACCUGCUGCAGUUCCCCGCCGUCAAGGAGGCGUGCGGCGCCUGGCUGGCGCGCCAGCUGGAGCCCGCCAACGCGCUGGACAUGCAGGACUUCGCCGAGGCCUUCGCCUGCCCCGCGCUGGCGGCCGCCGCGCACCGCUUCAUCCUGCGGCACGUGAGCGAGUUGGGCGCCCAGCUGGAGCGCCUGCCGCUGCCGCGCCUCCUCUCCUACCUGCGUGACGACGGGCUCUGCGUCCCCAAAGAAGAGGCCGCUUUCCAGCUGGCGCUGCGCUGGGUGCACGCCGACCCCGCCGCCCGCGCCCCACUGCUGCCCCAGCUCCUGGCGCACGUCCGCCUGCCCUUCGUGCGUCGCUUCUACCUGUUGGCCCACGUGGAGGGCGAGCCGCUGGUGGCCCGCUGCCCGCCUUGCCUGCGCCUCCUCCAGGAGGCCCGCGACUUCCAGGCUGCCCGCCUCGACCGCCACGACCGUGGGCCCUGCGCCCGCAUGCGGCCCCGGCCUUCCACCGGCCUCGCCGAGAUCCUCGUCCUCGUCGGUGGCUGCGACCGCGACUGCGAUGAGCUCGUCACUGUGGACUGCUACAACCCGCGCACUGGGCACUGGCGCUACCUGGCUGAGUUCCCCGAGCACCUGGGUGGGGGCUACAGCGUCGCUGCCCUGGGCAAUGACAUCUACGUCACCGGGGGAUCGGAUGGAUCGAGGCUGUACGACUGUGUCUGGAGAUACAACUCCAGCGUGAACGAGUGGACAGAGGUGUCCCCAAUGCUGAGAGCCAGAGAAUACCACAGCUCUACGGUGCUGGACGGCCUGCUGUACGUUAUCGCCUCCGACAGCACAGAGCGCUACGACCACUCGGUGGACAGCUGGGAGGCCCUGCAGCCCAUGCUGUACCCCAUGGACAACUGCUCCACCACCUCGUGCCGUGGCAAGCUGUUCGCCAUCGGCUCUCUGUCUGGCAAGGAGACCAUGGUGAUGCAGUGCUACGACCCUGACAGCGACCUCUGGUCCCUGGUGAACUGCGGCCACCUGCCUCCCUGGUCCUUCGCCCCAAAGACCGUGACUCUGAACGGGCUCAUGUACUUCAUAAGGGAUGACUCAGCUGAAGUGGAUGUUUACAAUCCAGUGAAGAACGAAUGGGAUAAAAUCCCUGCCAUGCUUCAGGUCCACGUUGGGGGCAGUGUGGCUGUGCUGGGAGGGAAGCUCUACGUCUCUGGCGGCUACGACAACACCUUUGAGCUCUCGGAUGUCCUGGAAGCUUACGACCCCGAGACACGAACAUGGAGCGUAGCAGGGCGGCUCCCUGAGCCCAUCUUCUGGCACGGCAGCGUCAGCAUAUUCCGACAGUUCAUGCCAGAAACCACACAGGAGGAUGACAGCAUCACGCUGGACAACACCAUCAACCUGAACAGGCAGCGCCCGAACCUUCACCACCAGAACCUGAAUGAGCUGCGUUAGCAGGGCAGCGUGCCAUCCCUGCCUCAGUGCGAGUUCGUUGCCCACAACCGGUGUUGCUCUGAGAGAAGGCAGAGGCAAACUGGAGCCUGGAAGCAAAAAUGUACUGAUUAGUACAGGGAGUAAAAAUGGAGUGUUUGAAAUGCUGUUGUAGAAACCUAGCUGGCAGAACACGAGGCCUUUGGGUGCAGCGUUCCUCAGCCCUUUUCUUUGGAGGCCGAAGGUGCAGUGCUACUCACAGAGAAGGUCUGAGAAGUGAACUCUGCAGAAAAUGGCUGUGUGAAGCACCACUUAAGCACCACAGCUUACAGCUUUCGGGCAGACGCCCUUCACCUGGAGCUCCUUCACUUUGCAACGCUUUGUUUGUCACGUAAUUCCUUUCUUCAGUCUCUUCUGAUGGGGAAAAAAAAAGGAGCAGAAGGAAAACAGGCAGGACCAAAACCCUCAGGAGGAGGGUUCUGCUCAGUAGGACUGCGGUCUGGACUCCCCUCGUCUGCUGUAUGCUUUAGAGGAAGGCAGGCCUCUUGGAUCUCUUCCUCUGUGCAGUUAGAGGGGAAGAGAUGUCUCUACAAGAAGCUGAAUGAGAGGCUGCUGUGAGGCUGCAGCCCUUCGUCCGUCGUGUCACCGCAGUCCCUGGCUUUGUUCAAUGCCUUCUGGAAGAACACAUGUCUGCGCAGCAGGGAUCUCCGAGGGGCUGGGUUGUGAAGCUUGACCUUUCCUGUUGUCUGAACUUCAGUUCUUUGUGUGUUUUGCUGUUUUUUAAGUUGUGGCAUUUAAACUUUUGCAGGUAUUUGUUUUCCUACCCUUCUUAGAAUGGCACUUUUGUUUUUCCUAAUAAGAAACACCUUUAUUUAUUUUUUAAUCACAUUCUCACAACUAGGUUGCCUUCGUUUGUGAUCACCUGCACCGUUCCUUAAAGGGAAAGAGAAAAGUGCCUGCCUUGGCUGGCUUGUGGAGCGCCAGGGCCCUCAGGGAGGAGCCUUUCUGCUUUCCCAUUUUGACAGAGCUUGCUGGUAUCAGGCUGCUCAGCUUGUAGAACACGCCUGGGCAGCUCGUUCUUCUGACCAGGGCUCUUUGCUGACAAUCCUUUUACAUCAAGCUCUUGGCACGUGUGCAGGGUCAGGCAGAUAGGCCCUAUGCAGCAAGGGCACACUCUUGUCCGUCGCUGAAAAGGAACUGGGUGGAAGUUGUACUGUUUUAGAAGGCUUAUCUGGAAAGGUAAGCACAGCUUCCUUAGAUUUGCUGCAGACUUGUGGAAAAAAUAAGCUAGUGGUGUUUAGACACCAUGAUGCAGAAAUGCAUUAACUGGUGUGAAGGAACCUACUGAACCUCUGGAGAGUCCUUGUGCCUGUCUCAUCUUCAGUUUGCAGAGGCUCUUGGACUUGGAGUAAUUGCAAAAUGCUGCUGGCAUCAUUUGGCUGAGUUGUAGGAGGUAGUGAGAGUGCUGCAGAGUGCAAGGUAGUUAUUUAGGGUUUUCUUUUGUUGUUGUUUUGGUCUGUGUAAGAUAUGCCUUUAUACUUGCUCAAGUGACCUAGCUAGCUUGAAUUGUAUUUCCUCUGUAUACCUUCAGCUGAAGAAAAGCUGCUUGCAGUUGACUUGUGGAAUGUUUCUUAAACAAGCAAACAGUUACAAUGGCUCAUCUGAAAAUGAGCACUACGCCUUCAGGAAAAGUGAACUGUAACAGUGGCUGAAAUGGUGGCUGGAUUGGUUUUCUUUUUAAUUCUGAUUUUUAACCAAGGGGUAAAAAGUGAAUUUGAGCUUGAUUCAGAAAUGGAAAGCUCCUCUGUGCCCUCUGGCUUGCCACCACAUUGAGUGCAUCAGAACUAUCUCCAUAAAAUCGACACGUUCACAGCUUUAAAAUACCCAUUUUGCCUUGGAUGCUGUUUUAUGCUGGGCCGUGAGACUCGAGAAAGCUGUUCUUUAGGCUGGGCUGUGCUCGAGGUUGGAAGCUUGGACCGUGCCUUGAAGCCGCCGUGCACAGAGGAAGCGCAGCUGGGACGCAGCGGGACCUCGUGGCUCAGCGCCCUGCUGCCAUCGGUGCACGCAGUGCAAGCUGCUGCUGCCAGGAGCAGCCCUGCAGCCCUGCGCCCCGCUGUGCUGAGCUGAGCACGGCCAGAGCUGUGCAUGCUGCACACGGAUGUGGCAGUGCUGAGCUCCAAGCAUCCUGCAUACACCACACCUCACUCUGUAGCGCUCACUGCUGCAUCUGCCACCCGUAAAUUCCCCAACCGGUCCGACUGUUAGGGAGCUGUAUUUAUUUUUUGUAAAAUCCAUUGUGUCCAAAUCUUUGCGUCCUGUUUGAAUACCAUCCUUUGAAACAAAGGCAUUUUACAUUUACAGAUGAUGUAUUUUUAUUCUCAUAGUUUGUUUUUAAGUUUACUUGCAACGGUCAAGUUAAAUAAAAGAUGUUACAUUA